Molecule: messenger RNA, 663 nt
Organism: Zeugodacus cucurbitae (melon fly)
Lineage: Eukaryota; Metazoa; Arthropoda; Insecta; Diptera; Tephritidae
Gene: ND-PDSW
Product: NADH dehydrogenase [ubiquinone] 1 beta subcomplex subunit 10
Exons: 4
Coding region: 70-573 (167 amino acids)
Source: RefSeq, a predicted model, not a curated record
CAAAAUCAAACUCACGGACUGUGGGCAGUAGUGAAAAUUAUUAUUAUUUUGUUUUACCGCUAAUAGACGAUGCCUGAGCCCCGGAGUCCAAUGGCGAGUUUCGCCCAGUCGGUGAGCAAUAUUAUUGAUGGGCCUGUAACAUGGUUCAGGGAAACUAUUGUUGAACCUAACCAGAAGAAACAAGCAUGGUACCAUCAACGUUUUCAACGUGUGCCCACAAUCGACCAGUGCUACACUGACGAUGCUGUCUGCCGUUUUGAAGCCGAUCAACAAUUUCGCCGGGAUCGAAUGGUUGAAAAUGAAAUCGUAUCGAUUUUGCGUCAACGCUUCGAAGAUUGUACAUUGUAUGAAGCGCCUGAUCAUAUUAAAAAAUGCAAGCCAAUUUUAGAACAAUACGAGAAAGCUGCUGAGAAUUGGUUUAUCAAAUAUGGAGAUUUAGGUGGUUAUGCUAAUGCUAAAAGUGCAUACAUGAAGCAGAAACAUCGUUUAAUCUGGGAACGUCGCCAUGGACAAGUCGGUAGUGGAAUGAAAACUGAGGAAGUAUCACCUACUUUUGCUGCUGAGGAAGAGUAAGCAGAUGCCACACGUAAUCUAUUAUUUGUGUAUGUGACAGUAAUCAUGCAUUGAAAUUAAAGCAAAAUUAUGAUACUUUUAAGAACAAUA